GUGGGUGUUAUUCCGAGAGAAAAAUUAGAAUAUUCAUCAGCAAUCAUACAUCCAAGCAAUUGAGUACUUAUUCCAUAAAUUUACACUCGGUGUGGCCGAAUGCUGCUUACAUAAAGAGGAAAUGGAUUAUAGAAGGAAACGUACUCUGCGAGUGGCAUUUGAAGACAAUGUGAUUCAAACUUUGAACAGUUGAAUGCUUGUGCUCUCACGACAAAGGAGAUGAAUUGAUGAAUUCGUAUCGAUUGGCAUAUUUUACAUCCAUGGCACAAGAAUUUCAGUCGCUCAUGACGGUGAUACGGUGUCUCCAGUCAAAACAUUCGAAAUAAUACCAAUUGAAUUUUACUCUAGCGUGUAUCAGCUUGAAAACUUGAAUCAAUAAAUUUCAGGGAUGUUAAGAAUGGGAUGCAAUUGCUACUUUGUGUGUUUUGAAAUGUUCCUUUAAAAUCUUGAUAAAAGCAUGUUUUCAAAGACGGUAUUAACUGAGAUACUGCGACUUGAAUUACGAUUAGAAAGGAACUCUCCAGAUAAUUAGUGUACUAAUUUUAUGUGUGUUCUAUAUUAGCCAAAUGUCGGAUUCUUAAAGAAAGCUUUAAAUAAUUAUAUCGGAAUUCAUUUAAUGGAAUAUGUCGACAAUAAAAAGGGCCUACAUGGAAAUAUCAAACGGAAUUCGUGGUUUGCGAUUCAGGAGCGACCAGCAAUCACAACAGACCAGCAACCAAAGUCCCCAGGGUGCCCGAGAGGGCCAAUUGACCCAGAGGUUUAAUGUGAACGGCAGCGGGGCCAUGAAUGUGCGAAUCGUACGGUCCCCCAAGCCGCUUAUCGCAAGAAAAAUUCGGAGCUUAUUCAGCAAGAGCCAGCCGGACACUAUCUUGGAACUAUUCACAGACGAGCGUUUUCUGGCGAAGUUCUUUAGCUAUUUUUCUCCCGAAGAACGAGGGACGUUGUGUCAGGUAUGCAGACUGUGGAAAAACGUGUUGUAUCAUCCCAAAUUCUGGGUAGAUGUAACCCCCAUUAUUGUUUGCCGUGAGCUUAGCCAGAAGGAUGACCAGAGAAGCAAGUUUUAUGAGAGUCUUCAACAAAGGGGAUUUGACACCGUGUGUCUCUUUGGCGCCACUGACAACGAUGUUUCAGAUUUUGUUGCUCAUUUUCAAACGUACAAGAAACAAAUAAAAGCCAUAAGUUUACGCUGUUCAAAUGUGACUGAUACGGGUAUAGAGAUUUUAUUUAAGAAACUGCCUUGUUUGUACAAAGUUGAACUUUCAGGUUGUAACGAAAUCACAGAGACUGGUUUAUGGUCAUGCUUGAACCCUAAAAUUGUGUCUUUGACAAUAAGUGAUUGCAUCAAUGUUGCAGACGAUACAGUGGGGGCCAUUGCACAGCUACUUCCGUCUCUUUUUGAACUAAAUCUGCAGGCCUAUCACGUGACUGAUGCCUCUUUGGCCUUCUUUAGCGCCAAACAGGGAUAUAUUUUGUCAAUUUUAAGACUACAUUCCUGCUGGGAGAUCACGAAUCAUGGCAUUGUCAAUAUUGUACAUUCCUUGCCCAACCUGACUGUGCUGAGCAUGUCGGGUUGUAGCAAAAUAACUGACGAUGGAGUCGAACUCAUCGCUGAAAAUCUCAGAAAACUCCGAUCCCUAGACCUCUCAUGGUGUCCACGUAUCACUGAUGCUUCGUUAGAGUACAUUGCUUGUGAUCUGAGCCAACUGGAAGAACUCAUUCUUGACAGGUGCUCUCGAAUUACGGAUAUUGGUGUCGGGUACCUGUCCACAAUGACGUCAUUACGUCGCUUAUUCUUACGUUGGUGUACACAGAUUCGAGAUUUCAGCCUAAAGCACAUUUAUUCCAUGAGAAAUCUUCGCGUGCUGUCUCUUGCAGGAUGUACUCUGGUGUCUGGACAAGGAUUGUGUGGGUUGACACAGUUACAUAACUUAGAUGAAUUAGAGUUGACCAACUGUCCAAGUGCAUCUCGAGAAGUUUGCCUUUACCUUCGAGAAAACAUGACACACUGUCUUGUGGUGGACUAAGUGAUAUCCCUUGCUCCCGAAAAUCACAUCGUUGCAGGUUUAAAACGCCGAUGGGUAAACUGCUCCAGGAUACUCACUCACCUAGCUUGAAUUUAAUGGAAUUGUGAAUGAUGAAGACCCAUAAAAACGUCUCAAAGGGUCACCUGACUAUCAUCUUCAGAAAUCACGUGAUCACAGUAUGGGUUUCCGGAUUACAGAUUCUGAGAUUACAUAUCUUUGUUUUUCCUCUUUUGUAACUAAAACAUCGACAACACUGUUUUUUUAUGCUAAAAUUCCGUAUUUGAAUUUUUAAACUUUCUUAUUUCAUAUUUAUUUUAAGAAUAUUUCCAGUUUAAUUCAGCUUUAUUCCCUUUUGACAGACCAAUUUGUACAGAAUGCUUGUUAUCACUGAAAAUAAAUGAUGAAAAAAAAAU
This is a messenger RNA of Saccostrea echinata, 2437 nucleotides long. RefSeq names its product F-box/LRR-repeat protein 16-like. The record is from RefSeq and is a predicted model, not a curated record. The transcript has 3 exons. Bases 624 to 2024 code for a protein of 466 amino acids. Gene Ontology annotation, cellular component: SCF ubiquitin ligase complex. NCBI's taxonomy places the organism in Eukaryota, Metazoa, Mollusca, Bivalvia, Ostreida, Ostreidae. Gene Ontology annotation, biological process: SCF-dependent proteasomal ubiquitin-dependent protein catabolic process. Gene Ontology annotation, molecular function: protein binding.